GUUGCCAGGAGACAGGGACACACAGCCCUGCCCGUCCCGCUCCUGCCUCCUCGCUGCCGGCCCCAGGUGAGUCGGGGCUGCGGUGGGGGGACCCCGGCACUGCGCCCCUCGCGGUGCGCCCGGGGGGCUCCGGGCGCUGCGCACGGCGGUGGCCGCGGGCACCUGCAGCUCCCGAGCGCAGCUCCAGCCGGUGCCCUGGGAUAAGGAAAAACAACCCCCGGCCCCAUCACCCGCUGGCAUCGCAGCUCCGGAGGGGGUCGGGCCAGGCCGGGCUGUGUCGGUCUCAGCACCUUCACCGAGCCCUGGAGCAGCGCGCCUGGAGCAGCGCACCUCUGCUCCGGCACGGGCUUGCCCCAUCCCUUCCAGCGUGCAGCGGUUUGGGAGCACAGGGUGGUCCUGCCCUCCCUGGCCCCACUGGAGAAACCCCCUGGGGAUUUCUGGCCCACCCCCAAGCGCUUUGAGACCCUCAGCACUUCUUUCCCCCUCUCUGCAGCCCUGGGCCCCGGGGUUUUCAGGAUCCUGGAUCUGGACUCUGCUGAUGCCCGGCAAAUCCAGCAGCCAGGUGUGGCUGUGCCGAGCACUGGUGGCAGUGGGGACCAUCCUCCCCUGCAGUGUCCUGGGAUGGCCGAGCCGGCAGGACGUGGUGCCGGGUGUGCCCAGGGUGACAGCCCUGUGCCAUGGGAAGAGGAGCACUCCUGGCCUCAGCUCCUGGGCUCCCGGCCCAGCCCGGGCCACUGCAGCAGCUCCAGCUCCGUCUGCACCGAGGACUUUGCUGCCAGAUUUUGGGAGGGAAUGGUGGAGACCCUGCUGGGCCAGCAGGAGCCUGCUGGGGCUGUCCCUGGGGAAGGAGCUCACCCUGGGCAGGAUGAGUCCGUGUUCCCCACAGGGAGGAGCCUGCACAUGCGGCCACAGCCAGCCACGGAGCUGGGCAGAGCCCCCCGGCAGGACAGGCCUCCAUCCCGGAGCAGGAGGGAGAGCCUGGAGUCCCUGGGAGCGAGGAUCUCCCACCUGAGCCGGAGCCAUGGGGGGGUGGCCUGGGGGGCCCCCUGGCCAUCCCCCCCUGCCCAGCCAGCCCUGGGCCACAGGGACUCUCCCCGUGGGGACCUGCUGGCCGUGGCCUUGCCUGGGCAUUCCUGGAGAACUCCAGGGCUCUCUGCUGGCAGGAGCAGGGCUGGGGCAAGGACAGGCUCUCCUGGGAGCAGUUUUCCUAGGGCCAGCAGUGCCAGGACCAGGGGACAUCCCAACCUGGGCAUGAGGCGACAGGAGCCACCAGCUCUCUGGGGACAUGGAGGGAAUGUCACCUUCACUGUGGAUGGCAUGGACAGGGAAGGAGCAGACAGCAGCAGGCGUGCUGGCACAGCCGUGGCAGCCCCUGGGCAAUGGAGGUCACCUGUGUCCCCAGGGCUGCGUGGGGGGCUGCCCUGCAAGGGGCAGGCGGUGCCACUGCACUGGUCCCUGCGAAGGAGCCAGGGGGACACACGGGAGCUGGGAGCUGGUGCCAAGCCUUGGAGCCAAGGGGACACAGCCAGGGCUGGCCUGGCACUGCUGGGACACACCUGGGACACCCCUCACCGGUGCCACACGGACCUGCAGAGGAUGUCUUGGCAGGGACAGGGAGCCUGCGUGGAGCAGGAGCAGCUGGACAAGGAGAAAAGGCAAACAGCAACUUCACAAGAAGAGAAACUGGAGCUGCUGGAGAGGCUGCGGGAGCUGCAGCGGGACAGCCGCUCCCUCCUGCAGCAGCGGCUGCGGGUGCUGCACCGGCUGCACGGGCUGCUCCAGAGGGACAAGGAGGAGACGCUGCGGCAGCUCCGGGAGGCCCUGGAGCAGGAUCGGCCCGGCACGAGCGUCCUGCGGGAGCAUCUCCCGAGCCGCCCGCGGGGCCCGGCGGGGCCGGGGCGGGCUGGGGGCUCCCCGCCCGUGGGGACCCCCCCGCUGGCCCCGUGGGGACACGGCCCCCGCCCCGGCAGUGCCGCGGGAGCGGGGCCCUCUCCGGCAGCGCUCGGCUCAUCCCUGCCCUCCCCCAGCCGCGCUCUCCACGUCCUGCGGGGGCUCCGGCAGCAGAUCCAGCGGCGCCUCGGGCAAUGGCAGAGGGUGCAGGGAGCCCUGGGAGCCGCCGGACAGAGCCAGGAGGAGGGGCAGCAGCCAGAGAAGGCUCCAGGAGCCCCCAGGGCGCCUCCGAUGCGGGUGAAUGCCCCAGGUCCUGCUCCGAGGCUGCGCUGGGGUUCAGGUGACACGGAUGUGUGUCUGCACCUGGAGCCCAGAGGAGCCAGGAAUGUGCGCAGGAUGCUCCUGGAGCUCCCAAACCUGGCUGACCGGACCUUUCUCUCUCUUGUGCAGGACACAGGGAAGGUCCCCCCGCGCCCCCUCCCUGCCCCUGAGCUCCAUCCCGCGCCCCGGUCAGGAGCUGCGGCUGGGGAGGGCACGGAGCCCGCCUGCCCUGGGGGCACCGCCGGGCUCCGGGGGGACCCAGCAGGGCCGGGGGCAGCCUGGCGAGGGGACCUCCCCUCUGCCACAGCCCCGGCGCUGAGCCAGCGAAGGGAGAGGGACAGAGCUCCACCACGGAGCACAAUUCCUGGUGGGAACAGCCCUGCAGUGGGGCUGGUGACCUCAGGCAGCUCCCAGCACCAUCAACCGUGCCACGGCACCAGUGACCCCUGAGGGAAUCGGGUGGGAUGGCCACGGAAUCCCGGGAAUCCUCUCCAGAGCCUGCCUGAGUCAGGCACGGGGCUCCCACAUCUCCUUCCCAUCCUGCAGCUCCUCCUCUGCUCAGUCUCCAUCUCCCACCCUGGGAUGGAACCAGGGGCAGGUUGGAGGUGACAAUUCCUUUUCUGCUCCACCAUGAGGACACCGGUUGGAUAUCUGGGAAAAAAUCCAAGCUGAAAAGGCAAUUAAACACCGGCACAGGCUGCCUGGGGCAGUGGUGGAAUCACCAUCCCUGGAAGUGUCCAAAAAUGGGUCCAUGAGGUGCCUUGGGAUGGGGUUUAGUGGGAUUUGGUCAAAGGUUGGACUUGGUGAUCUUGGAGCUCUUUUCCAACCUUAAUGAUUCCAUGAUUCUGAGUUUUCUCCCUGGACACCGAGGUCCCAGUUCUGGAAUUACAAUAGGUGGAACAAAUCUCCUGCAAGUUCCUUAAGAAGCACCAUGAGGUUGUGACAGAUCCUGGAACCCUUGGACAAGUGGGAUCUGCCCUUGGAGCCAAGCUGAGAUUGCUGACCCUGAGACAGAGAGGUUUAAUGGAAAAAACCCAAGGGAAUUGUUCUGUCUGGAUGCUUUAAUUUAAUUUGGACAAGGAAAAACCCAUUCUUCCCUCUCGGCACAUCUCCUUGGGAAGUGCUGGUUUAAUCUGCAGAACAUCCAAGGAAAGUUUCUUCACGUGAAAAGGGGAAAAUUUCUUGCAGGAUUUUAUUGCUGUGCCUUGUUCCAGGGGGAGGGAAGGGAUGAGGAUUGAAAUAUCUGUGUGCUCUCUUUCCAAUGAAAAUAAAAGUGGGUUUUAUUA
Molecule: messenger RNA, 3497 nt
Organism: Prinia subflava (tawny-flanked prinia)
Lineage: Eukaryota; Metazoa; Chordata; Aves; Passeriformes; Cisticolidae
Product: collagen alpha-2(I) chain-like
Exons: 12
Coding region: 622-2661 (679 amino acids)
Source: RefSeq, a predicted model, not a curated record